Molecule: messenger RNA, 2749 nt
Organism: Cottoperca gobio
Lineage: Eukaryota; Metazoa; Chordata; Actinopteri; Perciformes; Bovichtidae
Product: protein HEG
Exons: 11
Coding region: 122-2551 (809 amino acids)
Molecular function (GO): calcium ion binding
Source: RefSeq, a predicted model, not a curated record
CAGCAGGCCUUUGGAUUGUUUCGACGUUAAAUGGCGUGACACACUUUGGAUGGGUUGAAAUUUGACAGUAUUUAGAAGAAUACUACUUCUCUUUAGCCUCACAUUCCAUCUGGGAGUUCAGAUGGGGCUCCUGGCAGCACUGGUCACUCUGCUCUGCUUCUACGCUCCAGCGUGUGGAGCUGAGGGGUGCAACAGUUUUAGACACCUGGAGAACGGGCAGACGUUUUUCCGUUACGGUGGACUGAUGGUGAUCUUCCGCUGUCGUCCCGGCUACAAGCUCCAUGGAUACAAAACCAACAGCUGUGUGUCUGGACUCUGGUCCCGGGACACCCCAGUCUGUGUCGGCUCCGGCUGCUCCAACCCCGGGCCGCUCACCCACGGGACGAGCAGCACGAAUAAGGACGGCUCCUGGACGGUGUUCAGCUGUAAGAGUGGCUUUCGGCUUCAUGGGCCCUCAAUGUUAUACUGUAAGGGCCACACUUGGAAUAGCACUAUGCCUGUAUGCAAAGAGUCCGAUAUGAUGAGCUCGACUUCAGGUGUCCGUGUGCGAAAAACAAACAUACACCUGAACCUGCAGGCUGCCGUAGUUCUGAAGAACGAGCAACAAUCCCACUACGACACCCUCGCUAAUUCUGCCUCCAAAGAAUCAAACCUCAAAUUUAGCUUGUUGUCUCACGCGCCAUCCCAAAUGUCCAACAGUGAGAGGUUUAAAGUGACUCACCCAAAGGUCCACCUUCAGCAGCAUGAUCAGUUUCCAGAUGUUAAAGUCAAAGGUGGCGUCCAGACAACUCUUAAAGAGGCAAACGAAGCUCAAGGAGCAGAAACUGGGAGGAAUGUCUCGGAGGCAAAGGCUUCUCAGGAGGAAGCAGAAAAGUUGGCUGAAGAUGUCUCUAAAUCACAUUGGUCUACCACUCUCUCAUCUACCGUAUCAUUAGUGUCAAGAACGGAACAAAUAACAUCUUCAAUGCCACCAUCAUUUUCAACAGCCCAUUCACCAACUAUCACCGCUGUCACGAAUACUGUGACGUUUGCACCAACUUCACCCCUCCACAACACCAGCAGUGAAAAAGUGCUCAAAUUUGGAGAAUCUGUCACUUCCCAGGAUGAUGUGACUCCCUCUGAAGAAGUAACAGGCUCCUCACAAACUGUGGUUGAAGACCAACAGGAUGAAACUGGCAACCACUAUCCUCCUUUGUCUCAGCCUGAGUCUGUAGAUAAAGAGGAGCCCACAGAGACAGCUUUAUCUAUUCCUGUUGAUUUAAUAUCCACCCGUUCUUCCUCUACUUCAACACCUGCUUCCGCUGCACCCUCCUUAUCCCCCUCCAUUCCCAGCUCCACCCAGUCCAAUAUGAAAACUGAAGUUUCUUCAAACACCUCCACCGCCACUGAGCCGAGAUCUUAUCCGACCGAAUACCGCAACGCCACCUCCAAACCACCUCUGCUGUCUCUCAGCCUCAGCAGACGACCCGUGUGCAUGUACCCGCCUGUGCCCGCUCACGGGACCUUUUACUUUCGCAAUGUAGAGAAUCCAGGUCCCAGAGAGUACAGACAUUACAUCCAGUAUGCCUGCUACCCUGGUUACACGCUGGCUCAUGGAGACAUACACAGCUACUGCCAGCAGCGGGGCGUCUGGAGCGGAACCACACCUGUUUGUCUGGAGUUGACACCAUGUUCAGUAAACAACGGUGGCUGUUCCCAGCUGUGCGCUCACUCCCAGCACUACAACCAAAGCUCCAACGAGGCCAAGACCAGAACUCAGUGCACCUGCAAAACUGGAUUCACCCUUCUGGAGGACGGGCGGACGUGUCGAGAUUUAGAUGAGUGUGUGAAAGGGAAGCACCAGUGUCAGCAGAGAUGCAUCAACACAUUUGGUUCCUUUAAGUGCAGCUGUGAUGACGGCUAUCAACCAGCUCGUGACCAGACCUCCUGCACAGAUGUGGAUGAGUGCCUGCUGCCUGCAGCUGUAGCAGGCUGUGUGUUUGGCUGUGUUAACACUCCUGGGAGCUUCCACUGCCAGUGUCCUGCUGGAUACAGCCUUCUGACUGCAGAGAGCCACUGCCAAGAUAUCGAUGAGUGUGCUGUUAAUCAGGGGCUCGGGCCGUGUACGGAGCAGUGCCACAACUCCCCAGGAUCGUACCGAUGCUCCUGCUCGUAUGGGCACCUCUUAGCCGGAGACGGACACAGCUGUAUCGCUGAGUGUCCAACGGGGUACAGGAAGCAACCACCAACAACAACGCCUGAGAAUUCAACUGCACAAGCUCUUAGGGAGGAGUGUGUAGAUAUAAACGAGUGCCAGGAGGAAACGUGUGAGUGGCAGUGUAUCAACCUGCCAGGCUCUCACCGCUGCAUCUGCCCCAAAGGAUACACACUGAACAGAGAUGGGCAACGCUGCAAAGACAUUAAUGAGUGCAGUCAGAAGAAUGGAGGCUGUUCCCACCUGUGUGUGAACCAAAAAGGUGGCUAUAAAUGUGCCUGUCCAUCCUCCCAUCGGCUCUCCUCCUACAGCUGGAAAAAAUGUGUACCAAGGACAACAGCGAACACUGCCGGCUGAGCUGGACGGCACCUCAGUGAGACAGAGAGACAUCCUGCUGGAGUCUGUUUCUUAUUGUUAGUAAGUAUCACUUAGUUUGACUGACAUUGGCCUCAUCCUCAGACCGGGGUCUUCACACCCCAAAUAAACAUUGGACCCAUGAAACUGGCUUUUGAUGAGAACUCCCAGUGAAUGGUUCAAUAAUAAAUAUAUGAGCUG